Molecule: messenger RNA, 2745 nt
Organism: Physella acuta
Lineage: Eukaryota; Metazoa; Mollusca; Gastropoda; Physidae
Product: zinc finger protein 883
Biological process (GO): regulation of transcription by RNA polymerase II
Cellular component (GO): nucleus
Molecular function (GO): DNA-binding transcription activator activity, RNA polymerase II-specific; RNA polymerase II cis-regulatory region sequence-specific DNA binding
Source: RefSeq, a predicted model, not a curated record
UUUUAAAAUAAAGAUGGUAGCUGAUUUUCAGAUGCCGCUUGCAUGGUAAUAUUCAUUCAGGAUGAUUUUAGAUACUGAUGUCCGAUAAUAGACUCAUCCAUAAAAUAGUUGAUUUAUAAAAAAGCAGUCAAGAAUGGAAGAGGAAACAGAGCAUUUAGCUGCAAUGUUGUCUAUUGUAGAUGAACAGUCACACAAAUUAACAGAAGAUUUGAAACCAGAUCUAUCAACAAUAUUUUCAUCUUCUCAAGAUAUAAAAACAGAAUUUUCAACAUUUUCAUCUAUGGUUGAUGCAAAACCCAACUUGACAUUCACAUAUUCUCAAGAUGUUAAACCAUAUACUACAACAGAAUUUUCAUCUUCUAAAGACACAGAAACAGAAUUUUCAAGUUUUUCAUCUCUUGAUAAAUUUACACCCAACAAAAUGUUUAUAAGCUUGCAAGAUGUUAAACCUGAUGUUACAACUGAGUUUUUAAUUUGUAAAGAUAAAAAGCCUGCUGUAUCAACAUUAUCAACAUCUGAAGAUAACAAAUCAGAAGUCACAACUUUAUCAAGUAGUAAAGAUUCAAAACCAGAAUUAUUGACAGGAUUUUUAUUUUUUGAGGAUAAACAACAAAAAGGGCUUGAACUUCAAGUUGAAGAAAAUCUCCAGUUUUCUAGAGACAAAAGAUAUCAGAUUGUUUCUAGUGUCAAACACAAAAGGUUUUCUCAAAGUUCUAACUUUAAAAAACAUAAAACAGCUCAAGACAGUGAGAAGAUAAAUUUAUCAACUCACAAAAAUGUUCAUUCUGGAGAAAGGCCACGUGAAUGCGAUGUUUGUUAUAAAAGGUUUACUCGAAGUUCUGGCUUAAGUGAUCACAAAAAAAUGCAUACAGGAGUAAAGCCAUAUGAAUGUGAUGUUUGUCAUAAAAGGUUUUCUCUAAAAUCUAAUUUAAGAGCACAUAAAAAAAUUCAUUCAGGAGAAAGGCCACAUGAAUGUGAUGUUUGUCAUGAAAGGUUUUCUCAAAGUUCUACUUUGAAAACCCAUAAAAAGGUUCAUUCAGGAGAAAGGCCACAUGAAUGUGAUGUUUGUCAUAAAAGGUUUUCUACAAAUUCUAAUUUAAAAUCACAUAAAAAUGUUCAUUCAGGAGAAAGGCUACAUGAAUGUGAUGUUUGUCAUAAAAGGUUUUCUCAAAGUACUUAUUUAAGAAGACAUAAAAAGGUUCAUUCAGAAGAAAGGCCACAUGAAUGUGAUGUAUGUCAUAAAAGGUUUUCUAAAAGUACUUAUUUAAGAACACACAAAAAGGUUCAUUCAGGAGAAAGGCCAUAUGAAUGUGAUGUUUGUCAUAAAAGGUUUUCUCAAAGUACUUAUUUAAGAAGACAUAAAAAGGUUCAUUCAGAAGAAAGGCCACAUGAAUGUGAUGUAUGUCAUAAAAGGUUUUCUAAAAGUACUUAUUUAAGAACACACAAAAAGGUUCAUUCAGGAGAAAGGCCACAUGAAUGUGAAGUUUGUCAUAAAAGGUUUUCUCAAGAUUCUAAUUUAAGAACACAUAAAAAAAUUCAUUCAGGAGAAAGGCCACAUGAAUGUGAUGUUUGUCAUAAAAGGUUUUCACAAAUUACUAAUUUAUUAAGUCAUAAAAAUGUUCAUUCUGGAGAAAGGCCAUAUGAAUGCGAUGUUUGUCAAAAAAGGUUUUCUGAAAGUACUAAUUUAAGAAAACAUAAAAAGGUUCAUUCAGGAGAAAGGCCACAUGAAUGUGAUGUUUGUCAUAAAAGGUUUUCUACAAAUUCUAAUUUAAAAUCACAUAAAAAGGUUCAUUCAGGAGAAAGACCACGUGAAUGUGACGUUUGACAUCCAAGGUUUUCUCAAAUUUCUUGUUUAUCUUCACACAAAAAAAAUUCAUUAAAGAGAGAGACCACAUGAUAGUGAUAUUUAUCACAAAAAGUUGACUCGGAAGUAUAAUGUGUUAUGAUUUUUGUGUUUUUACAGGUUAUAAGCCAUAUGUAUGUAUAAAAGAUUUUCUCAAAGUUCUUAUUUAAGUGCUCUUGAAAAAGUCAUUCAAGAGACAAGCCACAUUAAUCUGGUAUUUGUCAGAGAUUUUCUCAAAGUUCAUUCAGGAGAUAAGCCACAUGAAUGUUUAUGUUUGUCACAAAAGAUUUUGUCAAUUAUCUAAUUUAAAUACUCAUCAAAAUUCAUUCUAAAGGUAAUCCAGGAAAUUCAUCAUGACUAAAAACCAAUUUAAUAUAAUUUUUAACAUCAAUAAUUAAUUCUAGAGCAAAUUAUUAUUGAAUAUCUUGUUAUAAUUUUUUCUUCACAUAACUUUAACUAGGGUCAUCGAAUAGUGGGCCAUAGUUUAUUAAUUUUAAUAUUUGUAUUAUGAAAAGGUUCUUUUGUCAAAGAGUAUACCAUGUCAAUUAUUAUACAUACUCUAAAAAGAAAUUGUAUUCUGACUGUAAAAGGAAAUAGCAUUCUAUAAUGUCAGCUGCAUGUGUACAAUUUUUUUCUUUAUGUAGCCUACUUUUUAUGGGUGUUAUCUGUAAAUGUGUAUGAUAGGAGAAGUAAGCUAUAACUUUUAGAAACCCAGGGUUUUAUUUUUAUACCCGCAUGGUUUUGUUUACAUUAUUAACAAUAACAGAAGCUAACUAAAAUAAAACACAAAGUUCAAUUCAUUUAUUUACAUUUACUAGAUGUUUACAAUAAAUGUAGGCCCUACUGUUACACAAUCCUAAUUCUUAACUUAACACAUUUACACUAUUCACAAACAGCUCCGU